GUCAACCCUCCUCGUUCUCUCUCCACCAUGGCUACCACCACUACCUCGACUUCGACCACCCCGGCUACCGUUUUCCCUCGCAGCCAUGUCGGCUUCGACAGUAUCACCUCUCAGAUUGAAAGGAAACUCCUCAAACGCGGUUUCCAGUUUAAUGUGAUGUGUGUUGGCCAGACGGGUCUUGGAAAAUCUACCCUGAUUAACACUAUUUUUGCUUCGCACUUGAUUGACUCGAAGGGUCGUCUGACUCCUAAUGAACCUGUGCGCUCGACCACGGAAAUUCAGACCGUCUCCCACAUCAUUGAGGAAAACGGCGUACGUCUCAGACUAAACAUUGUUGAUACCCCUGGAUACGGUGAUCAAGUAAACAAUGAUAGAUGUUGGGACCCUAUUGUGAAAUACAUCAAGGACCAACACUCCGCAUACCUCCGAAAGGAGCUUACCGCUCAGCGUGACCGUUAUAUUCAAGAUACCCGUAUUCACUGCUGCUUGUUCUUCAUCCAACCAUCCGGCCAUGCCCUCAAGCCCAUUGAUAUCGUCGUUUUAAAGAAGUUAUCUGAUGUUGUCAAUGUUGUUCCUGUAAUUGCCAAAGCCGAUUCACUUACUCUCGAGGAACGUCAGGCGUUCAAGGAAAGAAUCAAGGAGGAGUUUGCUUUUCACAACCUGAAGAUGUACCCGUAUGAUAACGAGGAGCUUGAUGACGAGGAGCGCGCGGUCAAUGCCCAAAUUAAGGACAUUAUUCCAUUUGCUGUGGUCGGCAGUGAGAGAACAAUAGUUGUCAAUGGCCAACAGGUUCGCGGCCGACAGAACCGCUGGGGUGUGAUCAAUGUGGAGGAUGAGAACCACUGUGAAUUUGUAUACCUGAGAAACUUCCUUACUCGCACUCAUCUGCAGGACCUUAUUGAGACAACAAGCCAGAUCCACUACGAGACCUUCCGUGCUAAGCAACUUCUUGCUCUGAAGGAGAGCAGUGCAGCGGGAGGUCACAGUGGCGGCAGCCGGCCCAUCAGUCCCUCGGCUGACAGGGAGCUCAGCCGUAACUCUCAACGGAUGACCAUGAAUGGCUAUUAA
Messenger RNA from Aspergillus bombycis, 1068 nucleotides. It is a transcript of the gene aspD, whose product is annotated as septin aspD. Gene Ontology annotation, biological process: cytoskeleton-dependent cytokinesis. The transcript has 6 exons. NCBI's taxonomy places the organism in Eukaryota, Fungi, Ascomycota, Eurotiomycetes, Eurotiales, Aspergillaceae. Gene Ontology annotation, molecular function: GTP binding; GTPase activity; molecular adaptor activity. Gene Ontology annotation, cellular component: septin ring; septin complex; cell division site. The record is from RefSeq and is a predicted model, not a curated record. The annotation marks the transcript as partial.